Messenger RNA from Belonocnema kinseyi, 1851 nucleotides. It is a transcript of the gene Reg-5, whose product is annotated as rhythmically expressed gene 5 protein. The transcript is spliced from 4 exons. Lineage: Eukaryota; Metazoa; Arthropoda; Insecta; Hymenoptera; Cynipidae. The coding region runs from base 209 to 967 and encodes 252 amino acids. The record is from RefSeq and is a predicted model, not a curated record.
UCAGUUCACUCAGUUUUCUCGCGAGCUCUCGUAGUGAUCGUAUCGACUGUCUCAGUGUCUUCAAAACUAACUUUGUUGUGUUUUGAUAACAAUUUGAAUCAAGAAUCCUCAUUUAGAACCAAAAACAGUUUGGGAAUUCGUGAUCGGGGAAAAAAGUGAGAAUCGCGAAUAUCAGUGUAAAUUGAUUUCAAAAGAAGAAAAGUCAAAGAUGAAAAUGAGGCUCUCUUCUUUUGCUGUCUCGUUUCUGGGACUGUGUCUCGUUUCCAGAAUCUCAGGAUCUGCUAUCCCCAUCUGGGAAUAUCUCACAAGGGAUGAAAAAAUGAGUCACUUGUACAAGAUCUUUAGUCAACAGGUUGAAAAAUACUGUUCUCGUUCUUCAUUGCCAGACUGCAACAAAAAUUUCUUAGUGACUGGUAUGCAAAAACUGGCCAGCAUAAGCAACGAUCGUUUGGAUCUAUUGGACCCUUAUCAACGAGAUUCUGAAGAUAUGAUUUGGCGAGCUUUGGCAGGAGGAAGUAGAAGAAACGAGCAAGAAGUCGAGGAGCGUUAUUCUGGCCUUCCAGAUUAUACCGAAAGUGGCAAUGAAUUGGCAGAAGAAUCAGCACGAGUUGAGGACUACAUUCGUCCAGCAGAUCAUCCAGGUCCUUUCCUCGUUGGUCCCAUGGUCUUCCGGGUGAUGCCAGACGGUCGUCCAGUUCCUGGCGACAGCCAAGGUCCCCUUCCCAAGGACGAAGACAUCGACGAACUCAGAUAUCCUCAUGUUCCUUCAAUCCAGGAAAUCGAAACAAAAACCAAUAGUCGCUUCUUUAAAAAACCAGGGCAACCCUUCAACAACGCCCUCGGUUCGCCCCUACACGAACGUCGCCCACUGCCCUCCUACCGUUUCUACAUCAGAGGUCGUCCCUACAAUCACCCCCUUCGCGAACGAAGUUUCUCCGGAAUUUCCCGCGAAAUGCGCUACUAUUAAAAGGACUGAGUAAUUCGCAUUGGCUGUGAACGAGAGCGAAAUCAGGUGAAGCUUCGAGUGUGAAGCUGUGUCGCUGAGCGGAUGUGAAGCUCUAAUUGUAGUAAUUCGAUAAGAUUGACGAUUGGUCGGCCAGUGAACUCUGCAGACUUCCGCUGCAAGAUACAUUAUUUUCAUUGAAAGAUAAAACAGUUUUUUCCGGCCGUACGAAGUCGAGUUGGCUGUUCGAUCAUGAAACCUAGAAAUAAGCUACACAAGUCUCAUUUCUAUUUAUUUAAUAAGGCUCAUCUCUAUUUAUUUAAUUCUUCAUGCCACUUUCUAAUCCUCGAGACUCGAGACGCGGACUUGACAUGACAAACGUUCAACCGUACUGACUUGAAAAAGGACCGAAUUUUUACGAGCUAUGUAAAUAGAGGUAGAAUCGAGGCAGAAUCGAGGCAGAAUCGAGGCUCAUUCUCUAAAAUAUAAAUUGACAUCUGCUUUUGACUUUAUUGGAGAUUGCACCUUCCAUUUAAUGGUAUCGAACUUUGAGGGAUUGGCAUUUUUAUGACUUGAAGAUUUGGAGGUUGCGUUAGUCGUUGUGAAAUAAAUGUUUUCGGGACGUGCAAUCUGUAUAAAUUAGCUAGUAUGAUCUUGUGAUAAAUUAAGACUAAGACGCUAUCGUGUGAAUAGAAGUUCACACUUUUCGUAUGUCAUAUUGAUAAUAGCGAUUUAAGAAUUUUAGGGUUUGCCUCCUGGCUGUCGUGAUGUGACCCAGCCGUAUUAUUAAUUUUAGACUCGAGAUUAAGAUUGUAAAUACGGAAUUAGUUCGGAGAACGAUAAUGUGUUUGUAUUAAUCUUGUAAAUUGUCUUCUGCGAAGCAAGGUUUGCCUUAGUUUUUAAAGAAA